UUUAUGCAAAACGAGCCCGAGAGACAAGCUCUCCGAUACAUUAUUCAGAACACGACUCUCCCGGGUCGUGUGCGCGCCGAGGCGCAGCUUCAGCUGGGUCAGAUGCACUGCUACACCCGGCCGACGCAGAUCAAGAACCGAUGCAUUUUGGGUGGCAAGGCCAGGGGUGUCUUCCGCGACUUCAAGAUGACGAGGUUCAACUUCCGUAUGCAAGCGUACGAGGGUAACAUUCCCGGUGUCAAGAAGGCCAGUUGGUAGACGAAUAUGCGGCGGAGGACGAUUUAAAAAAAAAAAAAAAGCAGGGAA
Molecule: messenger RNA, 306 nt
Organism: Colletotrichum acutatum
Lineage: Eukaryota; Fungi; Ascomycota; Sordariomycetes; Glomerellales; Glomerellaceae
Exons: 3
Coding region: 4-258 (84 amino acids)
Biological process (GO): translation
Cellular component (GO): mitochondrial small ribosomal subunit; ribosome
Molecular function (GO): structural constituent of ribosome
Source: RefSeq, a predicted model, not a curated record